UUUGAUGUUUGCGGUAACAAACCCACCAUAUUUUUCACACAGUUCAUACUUAUCGAGUGUGGUUAAGUAAAGAAAGUUGAAAACAGUCUGUGAAAUUGUAUUAUUGUUCCAAUUUUAAGCAAAUUUCAACUAAUAGUUUCACACUUUUCGUUCAACCAUGAGCGACACCGCAGAUGAUAACUUAGCAGCGGAGGAAGCAUCGGUCGAAAAAAGUUUGCUCAUUUACGUCGGCAAUCUUCAGAAGACGGCUACCGAGGACCAACUGCGUGAUUUUUUCCGCGAGUGCAAAGGAAUUCAAGCGGUUGAGUUCCGGCUGGAGAAUUGCACCUACUGUCCAACGAAAAUAGCGUUCAUAAAAUUUACCCAACGGAGCGAUGCCAACAAGGCGCUUCGGUUCAAUCAGAACUUUUUCCAGGGCCGCCGACUGUUUAUCACUAACGUUGAUUCCGAACGGAAUUUCACUCCACGUUACUCUGUUAUGGUGAGGCAGUUGAAUGAAUACAUCACUGAGGAAGACAUUUACGAACAUUUUCGGAACAUCGGCACGAUUGAAUGUGUCCAGAAACCGGCAAACAAUUAUGCAUACAUUUCAUUCGAACGCAGUGAAAUGGCCCAGCGUGCACUGAGAAUGAAAGACCGCAACCUAAAGGGAGUUGAGGUGGAAAUCUGCACCAUUAAGCGCACCAUUUGCAUGCUGCUGGAAAAACCGAAAAAAAUGCAGUUUACGAGUAUCGCUAGUAAAUGUGAAGCUCUCGGUUUGAGAUAUGAACCUCAAGCAGAAUCAGUGAUUAAACUACUCGUCACCAAUAUUCCCCGGCAUGUGCCGGAAAAAGACAUCGUCGAUUAUUUUGAAAAGUUUGGAAAGGUUGUCGAUUGGGAAACGCAUAAAUCACCUAUUUCAGUUCUAACCAAUAUCGGCUACGUAACGUAUUUGAAUUCGAACACUGCACGAUACGUGUAUCUGUACGGACCGCACUAUUUCCAAGGAGUUGCUCUGGAUAUUUACAAUCCUCGCAUCACGUACGGGGAGCACAAGUCGACUACGGCAGUUUUAAUUAAAAGAACUAGCAUUUAUCUAACAAAUGAUGAAAUAUUCCAAGCUAUGAAUGAGUGCGGACGGGUUGUUUACAUCCAUCGAGUGGACGCAACCAGAUUCUGCACAGUUGUGAGAUUCCAGUUUUACAUUGCCGUGAAACAGGCACUGUCAGUGAAACAAAUAGCCCAGGAGAAUGUUUAUGUGACAAAGUACACUGAUCAAGACUAUCUUACUGAUAUGGCACCACUCGCGGAAGUAUUCCCUAAGAGCAGUAUUCGCAUUUACAAGGAAGCCGAAUUACGGAGAAUAAUUGAUAUGGAAGAUCGUGCGGAAAUGUUGAAGCUACGCACGGAACCAAAUCCACUCUAUUUGAAUCCGAAUCCAGAAUUCUACAAAAAUGAAGUUCAAAUUCUAAAUUUUCCUUCUGGGAUUGGGAUAGUGCAACUACGGGAGCAUUUUAAAAAAUAUGGUAAUGUUAUCAAUUUCCGUGAAGUAUCGCAAGGCUUUGUCCGAAUUGGAUACGUAAGCUUCGAUACUCGACUGGGAGCCAGACGAGCGUGCUCAAUGAAUCAGAAUUUCAUUAACGGCAAACGUUUACUUAUCCAUUUGGCUACCGAGAACUUGGUCAUUGAUCCUGCGGUGUGCGUGAAUGUUACUGGCUUGAAUCCAUCCAUCGCGGACGAAGAAAUCUACGACCAGUUCAACGAAGUUGGAACGGUGAAAUUUGUUCUUCGAAAGUCCGCUGAAAGGGCUGUGGUGUGUAUGGAACAGCCACGAUGGUUAGAACCAGCUCUUCAGAUCAGGACAAUCGGUCGAUUCAAGGUCAUCGUUAACCGAAUGAGCGCCAUGCUACGAGGACCUGCUGUACAGCAGUUUGAAGCGCCACCCAAACAGUCAGCACCAAAUCGGCAAUCACUUCAACCCUCGAUGCAAGCUAAUCAAUCGGUUCCGAAAACAACUCCCAUUUUCAAUCCCAUGACCUCAAUUAAUACUAUAGAUCCAACGAAACAAAUCAGGCCGACCAAUGGUACACCGAAUAGGCCGAUGGAACGGCCCAAUGCACCAAUGAGAAAUGCUAACGCACCUAUGUCAGAACCCAGUGGACAAAUGAUGUGUCCUAAUGGGCAUGUAAUGGAUAUGAGAGGUCCAAUGAUGGAUUAUGGAGGACCACAAGGUCCUAUGAUGAGACCACAAGGUCCCAUGAUGAGACCACAAAAUCCAAUGAUGGGCCCUCAAGGUCCAAUGAUGAGACCACAAGGUCCAAUGAUGGGGCAGCAAGGUCCAAUGAUGGGACCACAGGGUCCAAUGAUAAGACCGUCAGGUCCAAUGAUGGGACCUCCAGGGUCAAUGAUGGGACCACAAGGUCCAAUGAUGGGACCGCAAGGGCCAAUGAUGGGACAGCAAGGACCAAUGAUGGGACCACAAGGGCCAAUGAUGGGACCGCAAGGACCAAUGAUGGGACCGCAGGGGCCAAUGAUGGGACCGCAAGGACCCAUGAUGGGACGAAAUGGACCUAAUCCGGUUGUGACACCUGCUAUGAAACGGCUAAUGCAAAUAGUUGAAAGCAACAUGAUCCAUAUUCAAGCCUUCGCUUCACUACCAAUGAUUGAUCAGUUUCGUCUCGUUCAUGGUAUUGUAAAUCAGUUCCAGGAUGUGCCCUCAUUUAUCCAUAUGAAAACGGAUAAAAAAAUUAACUAUCUCAUCAGUGGCAAUGGCUUUAAAUGUCCAGAGUUGUUCACAUUAUUCACCUAUCCCCAGCAGCUGAAACUGCUCAAUUUAAUCCAGACAGAUUAUUUAAACACCAGUAUGACACCAGAUUACAAUGCUGGUCCACCGAUAAUGAAAGCUCCAGUUGCAUAUACGCAUCCAGUUGCAUCCACGCGUCCAGUUGUAUCCACGCAUCCAGUUGCAAAAGAAACUCCAGUUUCCCAAAAAACCAUUCAGGAAGAAUUGGAAACUAGCGGAUCGCUUGCUCCCUGGCAGUUGAAGCCAUCACGCACCUCAACCGGCUCUAAUGAGCUUGAUUUUCAAAACAAAGAACCCUCUGCGCAGGAUCGCUUCGAAAAAGAGCAACUUCAACUACAGUCAAGCCUAGGUAGUCCGCCACAACUGGAUGAUGUUCCGGACACUCUGUCUAUCAGCUCGGAGUCAAGUUUCAUUCCUCCCGCACCAGAACCUCCAAAAUUCCUUACAUCGAAUUCACCCCUUAGAUCUCCUCCCAUAGAUCGAGCUGAUAGUAGGUCUCCUAUCAACGACUAUCUCAGCGUACGAUCAAUGUCAAUUUCACCGAUCAAUAUUCGCCGCUCAAGGUCGAACUCACGUAACCGUUUAUCACCAGCGAAACGCGAAAGUUUGAGCCCUCUUUCAAAGGCACUAUUUUCUACCCCUAUUGAGACCUCAUCAAGCCGGACCAGGCAUCGCCACGAAACAUCCGUUCGAUCUAAAGCGCGAUCCCGAUCUCGGUCACCAAACUUAUCUUACCGGUCGCGCCGUGUAUCACCUCCCAGCAGGAGAGACCGGUACGCCCGAUCACCAUCUAGGUCUCCGGAGUUCAUCCGCGUCCGCGGGUAUCGCUCGCGAAGUCCAGAGCGACGGUCCUAUAGAAGAUCUCCAGUACGCAGUUUGAGCCCUCCAUCGCGUUCGAAGGCUAGCUUAUCGUUAAGGGAUUCUGAAAAGCACCCGACAUGGGAUGAUGAAAUUCUACAAGACAAGAAACGUAAAUUGCACGCUAAAGAGGAAAGUGGCGCGUCCAGUGAAAUUUAUGUUGGAAACUUACCACCAGAAACCAAUGACGGUAAUGUGGUAGAUAUUUUCGGCAAAUUCGGUCAGAUAGUGAAAAUCACAUUGAUAACAGUUUUCGAUAAAAAGAAGGCCUUCAUCAAGUUCGACACGUUUGAUCAGGCGGUACGAGCCUUGGAGAUGCACUUGCGAAUUUAUCGUGGUAAUCUGCUGCGUGUAGCUUUUAUUAACAAAAAGCAAAGAGAACGUCCUGGUUAUUCCGUCAGCGUCGCUUCUAAAGGACCAUACGACGAGGUUGUAAUGUACGAUACAUUCAAAAUGUGCGGUGAAAUUACAAACAUUUGGACGCGAAUAUAUAUGAACACAACCUACUGUGUUAUCGACUUUAAGCAUCACGAUGCGGUGCGUGCUGCGAUGGACACCGACAGACUAAUUACCGGUCAGAAGUGUAAGUGUCGUGCUAUAGUGUAGCACGCAACUGGUGCAGAUACUGGUGAGUAAUGAUUGUACUAUCAUUUGAUUUUUUUCUUUCUAACUAUUUUUAAUUUGCUCGGCAUUCUCUAAGAAAAAGUGUAAUAAUAUUAUUAGCAUAAACGACUAGUAAGUUCACAUAAGUUUUUGAUGAUAAUAAUUCGCUGUCUUUUAGGCAAUUUUUUUGUCAUGAAUAUUUAGCAGAACUGAAUAGAUGACAAUAGAUUCGUUUCUCAAUUGUCGAGAAUAAAGAGCUAGCCUAAAAACUAUAGUUCAGUUUCAUAGUUUGUAAACAGGAGAAAAUGUUUUCUGAUCAAUUUUAUCUUUUGUAGUAGGUUAGCUUCAGUCAGUUAGAGGUGAAAUAGUUGUGCUACAUUUUCAUUUCACAGGAAAUUAUCUGAACAUCUUAAUAAAAUUGCUGACAGAAAUAUCAUAAGAUAAUGGUAAGAAAUUUCUAUGUAAGUUUAUAUAAAUGACCCCCGAAAAAUAAUUUGAAUAAGAUAAAAAACUAAAAAUCUACGUCAGAUGACAGUUUCAGAGUGGAGAAGUUUAGUUGAUUAAUUGAAAUAGUUUUAUAGGUACUUUCAUAUGAUGAGAUGAACUACUUUAUUUGAAUAUGGAAUAGUGAACAGUAAUAGAAUUAGAGUAAGUGUCGUCCAAAAUAUCGUUUGGAGUCAGAAGUCAGUUGAAAGAAUGAUAAGCGACGACACCUUGCAAAUAAUAACAAUUUUAUUGUAUGGUAAUAAGGAAUUACUAUCUAGAACUUCAAUAGGUUACGCAAUAGAUUAGUUUUACUCUAGCCUUUCACAUUUAUUAUUAUAAUCAAAUAGUAUAUAAUAAUCAGAUAGUACAUAAUCGAAUACCUUCAAAAGAAAAAAUAAAUGUAUCUAUCAGCA
This is a messenger RNA of Wyeomyia smithii (pitcher-plant mosquito), 5142 nucleotides long. RefSeq lists its product as uncharacterized. Gene Ontology annotation, molecular function: mRNA binding. The transcript is spliced from 10 exons. Gene Ontology annotation, cellular component: nucleus; cytoplasm. Lineage: Eukaryota; Metazoa; Arthropoda; Insecta; Diptera; Culicidae. The record is from RefSeq and is a predicted model, not a curated record. The coding region runs from base 158 to 4246 and encodes 1362 amino acids.